Molecule: messenger RNA, 1458 nt
Organism: Talaromyces atroroseus
Lineage: Eukaryota; Fungi; Ascomycota; Eurotiomycetes; Eurotiales; Trichocomaceae
Exons: 2
Coding region: 1-1458 (485 amino acids)
Biological process (GO): monosaccharide transmembrane transport
Cellular component (GO): membrane
Molecular function (GO): hexose transmembrane transporter activity
Source: RefSeq, a predicted model, not a curated record
AUGGCUACGACCUCCAGCGUUACCGCGUUCCUUGUCUACCUGGUCUUCGUCGCAACGCUAGGCCCUCUGCAAUUUGGCUAUCAUCUGGCUGAAUUAAAUGCCCCUCAAGCCGUCAUCACCUGCGAGAAAAAGAGCAUCACUUUGACGUCGACCUCUAACCGGUUACCACAAUGUCUUCCAAUGAAUCCGUCGCAGUUUGGACUCGUGUCAUCUAUCUACACAGUUGGGGGUUUCGUGGGAGCUGUUGUCUCCGGCCCGAUUGCCACCAGAUCAGGUCGGCUGUUGGCAUUGAGAGCGACGACGGCUUUUUUUGUGUUAGGCUCCGUUGCUGAGGCAUUGUCCCCAAACAUUGCGAUUCUAAGCGCGGGGAGGUUCCUCAGCGGCAUUGGUGCCGGGGCUUCAAUCGUGGUCGGGCCUAUUUUUGUAUCCGAAAUCGCACCGGCUGCGUCACGAGGCUUCUUCGGUGCCUUCACUCAAAUCAUGACUAAUGUAGGGAUUCUUUUGACCCAGUCUCUUGGGUAUUUCUUCAGCAGGGAUAGUCUAUGGAGAAAUAUUCUCGCUGUAGGUGCUAUCCUGGGUAUAGUCGAGUUUCUCGGUCUUCUUUUUGUGCCAGAAACGCCUGCCUGGUUGGCUGAGCAUCGGCACUUGAGUCAAGCUCGACAAGUGCUUCAACGUAUUCGCGGCAAAGACGCCGAGAUUGAAGAAGAAAUUCGAUCAUGGAAAGCUGGUUCAUUGGAGAGCCAUGGUGCUGAAGAGGAGGAGUCUUUGUUGUCACCGCAUUCAAAUCAAUCACAGUCCCAGAAACCACGAGUCACGAUACUGACAGUGGCCACAGACCCGGAAUACCGUCCCGCUCUUACUGCAGUUGUCAUUGUCAUGCUUGCACAACAGUUCACCGGCGUCAACAGCAUCAUCAUGUACAGUGUCUCGUUGCUUCAGGGCACGUUGCCGACGGCAGCUCCGCUAUUGGCUGUGAUUAUCUCUGCCCUCAAUCUUGUGGUCACCCUGGCUUGCUCUCCUCUGCCAGAUAAAAUCGGUCGCAAGACGUGUCUAUUACUUAGUAUCAGUGGCAUGGGCGCAGCAUCUGUGCUGCUUGCUAUUGGAAUCUCUGUCAACCAGAAGAUCAUAUCUGCAUUGGCAAGUUUACUUUUUGUCGCUAGCUUCGCGGUGGGACUAGGGCCCGUGCCGUUCAUUCUCGCUUCGGAGCUCGUAGGCUCUGAAGCCGUCGGCGCCAUUCAAAGCUGGGCGUUGUCUACAAACUGGAUUGCGACAUUUAUCGUCGCUCAGUUCUUCCCCAUGCUUAACGGGGCCCUCGGAGGAAAGGGCCAAGUCUACUGGCUAUUUGCCGGCCUAGCAGCUCUUUUCGGGAUUUUCAUCUAUCUACGGGUCCCCGAAACCAAAGGCAGAUCCACCCCGGAUGAAGUCUGGGGCCGGGUCGACGAACGGCGAAUGGAUUAG